AUGGCUAUACCUUGUGUGGUGGCUUGGUUCUCCUGGUUGGCCAGAAAUAAGGUCAAGUUUGAGGAGCAACUACUUCUUCCCUCUAAGGUGGCCUCCAACUGCCUUGCUUUUCUCAAGAAGAAUAUUCAGUGGAAGGCAUAUCCAGAUCUACUUAAGACUGGGUACAAGUCUAAUCAGCCUAAUUCUGUGCACACCCUUGUGUAUUGGAUGAAGCCAGUUAUUGGUUGGAUGAAAGCCAACACUGAUGGGAGUUUCUAUAAGUCUAAUGUUGGCAUUGGUGGCCUGUUCAGAAAUUUAAAAGGUUCAUACCUUCUUAAUUUCCUACCUCCCACUGCUAUUGAAGAUGUACUGGAAACUGAAGCUAUUGCUAUCUAUUGGGCUAUCCUCGUUUCCUCUAAAGCUCACAUUCAGUAUCUGCUAGUUGAGGCUGAUUCCCAA
Molecule: messenger RNA, 438 nt
Organism: Phalaenopsis equestris
Lineage: Eukaryota; Viridiplantae; Streptophyta; Magnoliopsida; Asparagales; Orchidaceae
Exons: 1
Source: RefSeq, a predicted model, not a curated record